Phytophthora megakarya is the source of this 1869-nucleotide messenger RNA. Lineage: Eukaryota; Oomycota; Peronosporomycetes; Peronosporales; Peronosporaceae. The record is from the annotation of a GenBank genome assembly.
AUGCGCCAUCCCAAAUGGGGCCAGUCUUGGGGCGUAGUUCAUAUAUUGAUGACAUCGCGCAUGGGGCGGCCACCUGCUUCACUCUAUGAGCUGACCGACGACCAAGUGUGUGCACGACGAGACUUGUCUCGGGCGAAGGAAUCUUUCGAGAUCCUGAAGAUUGUGUCUACACCUCUACUCAGACACCCGGAUCGGACAAAACCUUUUGUGAUCAUCCCGCAUGCGAAACAGUGGGCCGCUUGUGCAGUUCUAGGACAGAUGCAUGACGGACUUGUCCAACCGGUUCGUCUCACGGGGCGUGUCCUGAGUGACGCUGAACUCAAGUAUCAUAUUGCUGAGAAGGAAGUCCUUGCCGUAAUGCGAGUGCACCAUGUGUUCAAGAAUGUGAUCGAAGGAUGUCCGCUGAUAAUCUACACUCGACAUUCAGUGUUGAAGUGGGUCAUCAAGUCUAAGACCUCUGAAGGCCGUCUGGUGCCAUGGGGCGUCGCUCUCUCGCAAUAUGACUUGGAAACUCGGAAGGUCAUUCGAGAUGAGGAUGGUUUAGCUGCUAUUAUGGGCGUAGGUAUUACGCCCAGGGAUCAUUUGGAUGAAGUCGCCGAAGUACUCAUUCCAGCCAAGGGGCGCGUCAAGCCGCCUCCAGUCGUGAGUGUCGAAAUGCUCUCGGAAGAGUACUCCGGAGUAGUCCUGAAUUUUUAUGGUGCAGCCAAAACUUCCACGAGGAAGGGCAGCUGUGGAUGCAUUCUGUGGCAGUUACCUAAAUGGAAAGUUUUGGAUGCUCGAGUUUACAUUCUGGAUGGAGUCACCGUCAACGACGCGGAAUAUUUCGGGUUGCUUAGAGGGCUGGCGAUGGCUUUGGAAAGAGGAAUUCGGGACAUAGUCGUCGUGGGUGACUCGAGAAUUGUGAUUCAACAGGUCCAAGGUCUGAUUAAUUGUAAUCAACCUAACCUACAAAGGAGACUAGCUGAAUGUGAAACCCUGAAGAAACGUUUCAGACGUGAAUCCUGGAUUGUUCAGGAUGAUCUCGAGAAACAACACCUGGAGGUAGUGUCUAAGAUCCGCGAGCAGUUGGUGAAAUCGUCCGAAAACAUAGACGUUCCAGUUCGCAGUGGAGAUGUUGUACAAGACCCUGGCGAAGAAGAUGGCAAUUCAGGCACGAGACAUGGUCUCGGCCCUGAAUGUGCCCCUCUGCCUUCCACAGCCCGAGUCAUGGCAGUACUCACGAGAUCACGACCUCAAGAAGCUGAUGACGAUGAGGUUGCACCCAUGGGACCGCUAGAGUUUCAGGCUGAACGCUGGAGACGGAUUACGGUUCACCAAGAGGAAGACGAGUAUCUAGCGGAGAUAAAGGCGUUCCUGAAUGACGACCUGGAUAGGUUCUCAUCCACGCGCUUGAAGAAGAUCAGUAAGGUUGCCGAUCUGUUCGUUCUGGAUGACCGAGGAGUGCUGUACAGACUUCCACAUUCUGUUCGAGGAAGACCACGAGACGCCAUGGAUAAUCUGAGAUUGGUAGUCCCGAGUUCACUCCGAGAAGAUAUGUUGCAUCACGCGCAUGAACACUUCCAAGGUGGACAUCAAGGGAUCACUCGGACGCAUGAAAAGUUACGUACCGAAUUCUACUGGCCCGGCAUGUAUGCGGAUGUCCAACAUUUUGUGAAAGAAUGCGUGGAUUGUGCCAGUGGAAAAGGGGCGCCCCCGAAUGCUGGACCUUCGCCAGGGAAUAUUGAACCACGAUAUCCUUUCGAAGCAGUUUCUAUGGAUUUCGUGACUCACAUGCCCGAGUCAGCCAGGGGAAACACUUUUCUCUUGUUGUUUCAGGACAUGUUUUCAGGCUAUGUGAUGUGCAAGCCUAUGUCAUCCACUACCGCUUAA